UGGCUCUUGAAGAUGACGCGAGCGUGUGCGCCUUGCGCGCGCACAUAAAAGAUGACCCGAGCUUCCAUGCGCGCUCACAAGCCUCCAGACAGCCAAUUGGUCACCCCGUGGAGGCUGCACUCUCAUCGGACUCUUUGCGGUGGGUCGUCACGUCGAGCCGCUACACUUUUUCUUGGUGAUCCUGGACGCUGGAAACUGGUUUUCGGGGUUGGGGGCGAGGGUGGGGGUGUCAGGUAUUUGGUCUGCGCGUGCGCGUGGCGGACGCCGAAAAGUGGGGGUUCACAAAUGAAAGUCGGGGGCGCGCUCGCCUCGCUCUCAGGUGCACACGACGCAGCUGAGGAUGCAGAAGUCACCCGUGGAAGAUGCCAAUUUCCUCUCCAGGUUCUUCUUCUGGUGGACGUCUCCGCUGCUCAGGAAGGGCUUCAAGAAGAAGUUGGACCUCACUGACGUUUAUAAAGCCCCUUCAUACGAUCUCGCUGGGAACCUCUCCGAGCGGCUCGAAAGAGAAUGGGACAGAGAGGUGGUCUCGGCCAAGAAAAAGCCCAGUCUGAUGCGAGCAUUGGCACGAUGCUUCCUCUGCCCCUUUGCCUUUUUUGGGGUCCUCCUCUACCUCGGGGAGGCCUCAAAGACUGUGCAGCCUCAGCUCCUGGGCCGCAUCAUCGCCUCCUUCGACCCCUUCCACGCGCCGGAGCGCAGCCAGGGCUACUUCCUGGCGCUUGGCCUCUGCCUGCUCUUCACUGCACGUUUCCUGCUUCUGCAGCCGGCCAUCUUUGGCCUGCAUCACCUGGGCAUGCAGAUUCGCAUCGCCCUCUUCAGCCUCAUCUACAAGAAGACACUGAAGUUGUCUAGUCGGGUCUUGGAUAAAAUUAGCACAAGUCAGCUUGUGAGUCUGAUGUCGGCCCACCUCAACAAGUUGGACGAGAGCCUUGGCCUGGCGCACUUUGUGUGGAUCACGCCCCUGCAGUGCAUCCUGUGCGUGGGUUUGAUCUGGGAACUGAUCGAGGUGAACGGCUUCUGCGCUCUGGCAGCUCUCACGCUGCUCGGCAUCGUCCAGGCCUGCCUCGCGCAGAAGAUGGGACCUCACCGGGUGAAGCGAGCGGGGAUGACCAACCGUCGUCUGGCGCUCACUUCGGAGAUCGUGGAGACCAUCCACUCAGUGAAGGCGUACGGCUGGGAGGAGGUGAUGGAGACCAUCAUCAAGAAUAUCCGACAGUAA
Messenger RNA from Hippocampus comes (tiger tail seahorse), 1216 nucleotides. Its product is annotated as cystic fibrosis transmembrane conductance regulator-like. Gene Ontology annotation, molecular function: ATP binding; chloride channel activity; ABC-type transporter activity. NCBI's taxonomy places the organism in Eukaryota, Metazoa, Chordata, Actinopteri, Syngnathiformes, Syngnathidae. Gene Ontology annotation, biological process: chloride transmembrane transport; bicarbonate transport. Gene Ontology annotation, cellular component: cytosol; apical plasma membrane; plasma membrane. Bases 341 to 1216 code for a protein of 291 amino acids. The record is from RefSeq and is a predicted model, not a curated record. The transcript has 7 exons.